Messenger RNA from Zychaea mexicana, 971 nucleotides. RefSeq names its product ADP-ribosylation factor-like protein 5A. Lineage: Eukaryota; Fungi; Mucoromycota; Mucoromycetes; Mucorales; Lichtheimiaceae. Gene Ontology annotation, biological process: intracellular protein transport; protein localization to Golgi membrane; vesicle-mediated transport. Gene Ontology annotation, cellular component: trans-Golgi network; cytoplasm. The transcript is spliced from 7 exons. Gene Ontology annotation, molecular function: GTPase activity; GTP binding. Bases 61 to 603 code for a protein of 180 amino acids. The record is from RefSeq and is a predicted model, not a curated record.
UCUUCCUCUUACUUUCCAACUUCCGCAAAAAAGAUACAUAAAAGGAGACACGCACACAUAAUGGGCAUUGUCUUUAGUAAUUUAUGGAACAAGUUAUUUUCAAAAGCUCAGGUUAAAAUCAGCAUUGUCGGUCUCGACAAUGCCGGCAAAACAACCAUCUUGUAUAAAUUGUUACUCAACCAAGUUGUCACAACAACACCUACGAUCGGAAGUAAUGUCGAAACAAUUGAAUAUAAGAAUAUCCGGUUUCUCAUGUGGGAUAUUGCUGGACAGGAAACCAUGCGACCUACGUGGAAGACGUAUUAUGUUGACACAAAGGCCGUCAUCCUAGUGAUUGAUAGUACGGAUAAUGCCCGGCUCAAUGUGGCAAAAGAGGAAAUGCACCGAAUGAUGGAGAGCGAGCAACUCAAAGACGCAUGUUUACUGGUAUUUGCCAACAAACAGGAUGUAAAAGGAGCCAUGACAGCAUCCCAGAUUUCCGAAGCUCUCAGUUUGACUAGUCUCAAAGAUCGACAAUGGCAUAUUCAGGCAUGUUCUGCAUUGACAGGAGAAGGGUUACACGACGGUUUAGACUGGCUGGUUCUUCGAAUCACGGGCUCUUGAUAUCGUCAAGCUUCAUCAGGGGCUGGACGACAACAUACAUACCCAACACCCGCGCACAUUCUAUUUGGUAUGCGACAUGCUACAUAUAUAUACAUAUCCUAUCUACUACAUCUCAAGAAGGCCCCGCUUGUAAAUAUACUUUGUUUAAGCAACAUAACGAAAACAACUAUGUUUAGAUUAUACGUGGAUAUCAUUCUAGAAGGGCUAGAACCGACCAUGCUAAAGAGGGUUAGUAGUGCCAAGAAGCAGGACGUUUCCAAAGUAAAUAUGGAAAAACAACCAAAAAGCAAUUUGAAUUGUAUGUAAAGCUAUUUAAUGACUAUGUACAAGUUUGAUACAAGCAACAGCGGGGUUGCUUUUUUAUUCAA